CUUUCGGGAACCCUUUCCAAUUUCCGUGAUUUGAAGUCUGGCGCGGGGAAUUCUCCAAAAACUGUCGCGCUUGUAUUCAACAUCCUCGGCACGGCAUAUCCUAGGGUUUCAAUUUUCGUCCUCCGUCACUGCACUUUGUUUAAGCAGGAAGCAGUUUCUUUAUGAUGGAUGACAAUGGCACAUCCAGUGAUCAAGUCAUCCAUAGACUUGUUGAAAUGGGUUUUGAGAAUUCCAUAGUCAAAGAGGCUGUAGAAGAGGUUGGUCCAUCUUUUGACGUUGCAGUUGAGUACAUCCUGAAUAGCUCUCACAGGGACAACAGAGAUGUAUCAAGUAGGACUCAAACUUUCAGGAGCAGUCGAAAGAAUUUAGGCAAAAGAUCCUUGCCCUCCCAGCAUUCUGCAGAUCUAAUGCGUCAAUCUAGUAUUUUAGAUCAUUUUCAAUCCGCAGGAGGACAGAAACGAAGCAGAACUAAAGCUGUACCCACUAUUUUGGAUUCUCAAUCUAUGGGGUCACCUUGUCCUGGAGAAGAAUGUACAGAUUCUUCACCUUCUAUGAAUUGCAAUACCAAAACCAUACAAGAAUCAUCACCAAUCCAUUGCCUACAGGAAGAUUUCAAAUCGGAUUGGGAAGAGAAAGUUGGUAUUAUUAUGCAAAAGCAUUUUGGUUAUUCAUCCUUGAAGAAUUUCCAAAAGGAAGCAUUGUCUGCUUGGCUAGCUCACAAAGAUUGCCUUGUACUGGCUGCAACAGGAUCUGGUAAAUCCUUAUGUUUUCAGAUUCCAGCUAUAAUAUCCGGGAAAGUUGUGGUGGUGAUUUCACCACUGAUAAGCUUGAUGCAUGAUCAGUGCUUAAAGCUAUCGAAACAUGGUGUCUCUGCUUGCUUUCUUGGAUCUGGGCAACUUGACAGAAGCUUGGAACACAAAGCAUUGAGAGGCCUGUAUAGCAUAAUAUAUGUUUGUCCAGAGACAGUUCUAAGACUGAUAAAACCACUUCAGACACUUGCAGAAAACCGUGGAAUUGCGUUGUUUGGGAUAGAUGAAGUUCAUUGUGUUUCUAAGUGGGGCCAUGGUUUUCGGCCUGAUUACAGGAAACUGUCUGUCUUGCGAGAGAAUUUCAGUGCUAGCAAUUUGAAAUUCUUAAAAUAUGAUAUUCCCCUGAUGGCACUGACUGCUACUGCAACUGUUCGGGUUCGAGAUGACAUUCUCAUUUCAUUGUGCAUGUCAAAGGAGACAAGGGUUGUCCUCACUUCUUUUUUCCGAUCAAAUCUUCGGUUUUCGGUUAGGCAUAGUAGAACAUCUUCUUCAUCUUCAUAUGAGAAGGACUUCCACCAGCUAAUAGACGUAUAUACUAGGAGGCGUACUGUUCACAAGAAAGAAAAUACGAAUUCAAAAGAAAUGGACAGUCAUGGCGGCAUAGUUAAAGCAGAUGUGUUCCCUCCCUGUGUUUUGGACAACUCUGAAAAUGGUUGUAGUGACAUAGAUGAUGACAACGAUGAUGAUGAUGAAAAUUCAUUGAAACAUAAGGAAUCGACUGCUUCUGAGGGACAAGAAAUGUCAGUUGACUAUUUGGAAAAUGAGAUUGACAUCUUUCAGAGCACUAAUGAUUGGGAUGUUGCCUGUGGUGAAUUUUGUGGAGAAUCUCCAUCUAAGGACAUGGAUAUUUGUGGGUCAUCUGAGCUGAUUGAUCCACCGAAUAAACUAGAAGAAAGACUAAAACUUCUGCAAGAGCCUUUAGAGUGUGGGUCAACCAUCAUAUAUGUUCCCACAAGAAAGGAGACGUUGAGUAUUGCAAAGUAUCUUUGCCGAUUUGGUGUGAAGGCUGCUGCAUACAAUGCGUCGUUGCCAAAAACACAUUUAAGGCGGGUUCACAAGGAAUUUCAUGAAGAUGUGCUGCAGGUGAUUGUAGCGACUGUUGCUUUUGGAAUGGGGAUUGACAAGUUAAAUGUUCGAAGAAUCAUCCACUAUGGCUGGCCACAGAGUUUAGAAGCAUAUUAUCAAGAAGCUGGCCGAGCUGGAAGGGAUGGGAAAUUAGCAGACUGUAUCUUAUAUGCAAACCUAUCAAGAAUACCUUCACUUCUGCCCACUCAAAGAAGUGAAGAUCAGACAAAACAAGCCUACAAGAUGUUAGCUGAUUGCUUCAGAUAUGGAAUGAGCACUUCAGUUUGUAGGGCUAAAAUACUUGUGGAGUACUUUGGAGAGGAUUUUAGUCAUGAGAAGUGUCUCUUGUGCGAUGUAUGUGUAAACGGACCUCCUGAAAUAAAAAAUGUGAAAGAGGAACUGAAUAUUUUGAUGCAGGUCAUUGCUGCUUAUCAUGGAAGGAGUGGUCUCACAGAUGGAUGCUAUGAUGGUGAAGCCUCUAGUGACACAAGAAGACGUCAAUUCAUUGAGAAGCCAAACCUUAGGAUGUUCAUCAGUAAGAUAAGGGAGCAGUCUCAAACGUACUUGGCUACCGAUACGCUAUGGUGGCGAGGUCUGGCUCGAAUUUUGGAAGGCAAAGAGUUCAUCACUGAAGGAGAUGACAAGAUUCAUGUUCAGAUAAAAUAUCCAAAGCCAACAAAACUAGGACUGGAGUUUUUGCAAUUUGAGAAUGAUCAAACAUUUAAUGUUUACCCUGAGGCAGAUAUGCUGCUUUCCUUGAACAAAUCCAGAUCAUAUUCUACUUUUGCUGAUUGGGGAAAGGGCUGGGCUGAUCCUGAUAUUCGCCGUCAGCGCUUAGAGAGGAUGGGAUCGAACCGAAAGCCUCGAAAGCCACGGCAACCAAGAAAUAGACAAUCGAGAAAACGUAAUCAGGAUUUGGGAACUGCUCGGGGUAGAAUACAAGCUAAACUUCUAAAACAGAAGCAAUAAAUUAUGGUGAUGAAAUUAGUUAUGGUCUGCUAGUCUCUUCACGUUUUGGUUUCGAUAACCACCAGAAGCUCCAUGGAUUAUGGCCGAAUCGUUUACGCCAUAAUCGGCUUCUCUGCAUCAUUCUUCUUGUGCUUGCCAAAUCUAAAGAGAUGGCAUAGACAACGAGUCACAAAAGAUAAACUGAGGAUUGUAAGCCAAGCAUUGGAACAAGCUGAGGAAAGAUUGGUAAGGUUUCAAGAAAGGCAUGAUCGCAUACUCAGCAUAAUAUGCUCAUUUUAUUUGUCUAGCCAGGACCUCGAAGAUGCCUUGGUCGGUGCUCGGGCUGCCAUGAAUGAAGCAUUGGAGUUUUCUGUUAGCUUGAGAAGGAUUCAGAUGAAGAUCAUCAGCUCUUACCCAGAUGAUGUUGAUUGAUAUCCCCACGUUGGAUUAGAAAGCUAUAUGGAAACCCAAAUAGGCCAAGAAACAGUCAGUGGAUUCCUUUUUGAAUCAUUUACAGGUUAGAAACAAAGAUCGCAAAAUAUUUGUUGAUCCGGUAAUUAAAUGUAUUUUUUUUAGGGUUCCAGUUUUCUCUAUUAAUUUUUCUGCUAGUCUCCA
Molecule: messenger RNA, 3437 nt
Organism: Tripterygium wilfordii
Lineage: Eukaryota; Viridiplantae; Streptophyta; Magnoliopsida; Celastrales; Celastraceae
Product: ATP-dependent DNA helicase Q-like SIM
Exons: 17
Coding region: 162-2843 (893 amino acids)
Biological process (GO): double-strand break repair via homologous recombination
Cellular component (GO): chromosome; nucleus; cytoplasm
Molecular function (GO): protein binding; four-way junction helicase activity; ATP binding
Source: RefSeq, a predicted model, not a curated record